AUUCUGUUCCUGCAGCAAACCAGCGCCCACUUCGCUCGGAAUAGUAUGUCGACUAAUUUCCUGAUCGGAUCUGAUCGACAACUGGCUAAGUGCGCAGAAUGAUCGCUAUUGCAGGACAGAAGUACGGGCUUGGUCUUUACUUCAACUACUCUCUUUAGUCUGUCUAGAUGCUCACAUCGAAUUUCCUCUCUCAACCAGUCCGAUCACAAAGGCUGGGCCAACAUCUCGAGUUUUUUGCGCCGAUCCGUGAUUGGUACUUGGAACAUUUGUCUAGACCCCCGUACUUGCUGCGGCACAGCGACCGUGUUUUCACACCCGUUAAAGCAUGUUCGAAUUUACCGCCGUCCCCACAGGGGCCGGAAGUAUCACGGAGGCCUCUGCUUUGGUCUGGCGAAUCCCUCACCGCAGUUGCCUUUUGCCCACUGGUGCUAAAGUCUGGCGGAUUGAAUCCAUGUCGCCUCGCGCGUGCCCGUCAGGCCGUCUUCCGUCAAUCAGGAUCGCCCAUGGCUGGUUCUCCAUUUAGCGGCGGAUCAGGACCCACGGCUCAGCGUCCCCACACACAAAGGAUACAGACUGGACGGUGCCAUUUUGCAUUUGGGGCCCGGCCUAAUUGACCCCGGGGUCUCAGCUUCUUUGUCCGGGAUGCCCUUUCAUGUCUAUGAGUGGCUCUUGUUUGUUAUAUUAUGAGGUUCUUUCAGACCCAUCUAUUUGGCCCGUUUCGGCCUUGAACUUAUCUGCCAUCCCACUGAU
Aspergillus pseudonomiae is the source of this 750-nucleotide messenger RNA. RefSeq lists its product as uncharacterized. Bases 168 to 614 code for a protein of 148 amino acids. The transcript has a single exon. The record is from RefSeq and is a predicted model, not a curated record. Lineage: Eukaryota; Fungi; Ascomycota; Eurotiomycetes; Eurotiales; Aspergillaceae.